AAGCUUCAGAUUCUUUAGAUUCGGCUUCAGAAAGUUCAGAUUCGGCUUCAGAAACUUCAGAUUUGGCUUCAGAAGCUUUAGAUUUUUUAGAUUCGAUUUCAGAAGUAAACAGCCUGGUGAAAAAAUGUGCUAUUGUUGAAGCAAAUGAAUCUAAUAUUCAUGAAAAGAAUGAAAGAAAAGAAUUAAGUUAUAUUAAUUCAUUAAAGAAAAAAAGAAGAGAAAAGAGAAUGCCCGAAACUUUGGUGUCUCAAGACCCAACAAAAAUAUUUGAAAUGUAUUCUCAGCCUGUCAACAGAUAUUUUAAUGAAGCCUCGAUAUCAUCAUUAGAACCAGAACUAUUGCCAAUGCUAAUAGAAGAUGUUAAUAGUUGCGCUGCUUAUCUUCGAAUUUGGGAUUCUUAUUAUGAUUAUUGUAUAAGAGAAAUCGGAAACUAG
Messenger RNA from Racocetra persica, 434 nucleotides. The record is from the annotation of a GenBank genome assembly. NCBI's taxonomy places the organism in Eukaryota, Fungi, Glomeromycota, Glomeromycetes, Diversisporales, Gigasporaceae.